This is a messenger RNA of Aegilops tauschii subsp. strangulata, 513 nucleotides long. RefSeq lists its product as uncharacterized. NCBI's taxonomy places the organism in Eukaryota, Viridiplantae, Streptophyta, Magnoliopsida, Poales, Poaceae. Gene Ontology annotation, molecular function: nucleic acid binding. The record is from RefSeq and is a predicted model, not a curated record.
AUGGCCUAUGGCAACUUGGAUUUGGUGGUCAACCAAGUCAUGAAAGAAUGGGAUAUCCGCAGCCCGGCGAUGACUGGCUAUUGCAACACCGUCAGAAAACUGCAGAAACACUUUGAAGGGUUGGAACUCCGUGACAUGCCAUGCCUCAAGAACCAAGCAGCUGAUGAUCUGGCCAAGAUGGGUUCAACCCAGAAGCCAAUACCCAAGAAUGUGUUCCUAGAACACCUACACUCACCCACAAUCAAGGAAGAUCCUUUUGUGGAGGAGCCCCCGCAACCCGAACUCCCAGAAGAUGAGGAUGCAGCUCGCAAGAUCGUCCGUCCAUCCAAGGCCUUCACCGUCAUGGGAGACCAACUAUACAAGAAAAAUACGACCGCAGUCACUCAGCGAUGCAUAUCCCCGGAGGAAGGGCAACAAAUUUUGCAAGAAAUUCACUCGAAAACCUGUGGACACCAUGCAUCCUCUCAGACCCUGGUCGCCAAAGCAUUCAGGGCCGCGUUCUAUUGGCCUUGA